ACUUUGCAAGAGUGAUCAGAGCAGAUCCAAGCAGCUAGCAAGUAUAACAACUGGGAAACAUCUGCUUACCAAUAAUUAUUCAACAUCUACUGAGGCGAAAGCAAUCUGCGUCAUCUUAGAAGCCAUGCUGUCAGAGUCUUUGCGGACUAUGGCGACUUUUUAUCAAGCUAUUAAGCGUCCAAUGAUGCCUAAGGAUGCCCUGAAGGGUAAAAUCGCUUUGGUUACCGGUGGAGGAACUGGCCUUGGCAAGGCAAUGACAGAGAUGUUCGUACGUUGCGGAGCCAGCGCGUUUAUUAUAAGUCGCAAUAAAGACAAGCUCAAAAUAACUGCCCAGGAACUCCAGGAAAAGACCGGCGGAAAGGUAUUCUACCAAGCAGCGGACGUUCGAGAUCCAGCUUCGAUCGCUACCGCCCUUUCGGUCUGUGAGAAAGAACUCGGCCUUCCCCACGUGGUUGUCAAUAAUGCGGCCGGUAACUUCAUUUCGCCGACAGAGCGCCUCUCGCCAAACGCCUUCAAAACCAUCGUUGACAUUGUCCUAUUGGGCACAGCAAACGUAACGCUCGAGGUUGGGAAGCGAUUGAUUGCCGCGAAACAACCUGCAUCGUUUUUAGCCAUUUCGGCAACAUACGUUAACCAUGGAUCUGGAUUCGUAGCACCCUCGGCAGCUGCUAAGAGUGGCGUUGAAACAUUGUAUCAGAGCCUUGCUUCAGAAUGGUCACAAUACGGAAUGCGUUUCAAUGUACUUGCGCCUGGAGCUAUUCCGACGAAAGGCGCGUUUUCCCGAUUGAAUCCAGGUAAUGUGUUCGAAGAAAAAUCGCAGAAGUUUGGACCUCCGAACUGGCGUACUGGUGAACCUGAAGAACUAGCAAACCUUGCUACGUAUGUUGUCUCAGAUUAUGCAUCAUGGCUCAACGGGGAGGUCAUUCGCAUCGAUGGAGCACUGCUCAACUUUCUGGCAGCCGAAUUUAAUCAGCUCAUUAAGGUGGAGAAGGAUCAAUGGGACACGAUUGAGAAAACUAUUAGAAGCGUGAAAGGUUCAUGAACUGUGGCUUACAGUUUGAUGUACGUGUAAUUGCGCAAUGGCAAUAUAACUUAGACGAAUAUCGCAGCAGAUUUCGAUCUAUAGAUGUUACAGUUCAUUUUCAUAAAUAUCAAUCCGUAUAUAACUCUGCACUCAAAAUAAUCUUCAAAAUCUUGCAGUUGUAGUGUUCUUGUGAGCAUAUUGUCUUUUACAGUGGAUUUUAAUUUCCUGCUUCACACGUGGUGUAUAACGAAAAAUCAGCUCGGUUAUUACGAAGCUAGAUUUUUUCUUUAGAAGGUUUUACCAAAUUCGAUUUAAGCUGUCUUUUAGAGGUUAUAUAAAAUAGACAGCAUUUCGUAUGAGUAAAAGGUUUGAAUUUAGUGAUGAAUCACUGUUUCUUUUGUUAUAACAGCUUUCAACACAAGACGGUGCGAUAUGUGCAUGAAAAAAAUUUAUACACCGCAUUGGUUAUAAUAACAAAGUUGAUUUAAUUGAAAUAAUACAUAACCAUAUCUUACAAUACUAUCUGUUAAUGACUGUAAUGUUACUGGCAGAAUAGUUUUUAUUUCUGCAAAUAUCUUUCACUACAAUUUUUCUUGCGACAAAGGGCGCACCUAAUAUACGACUAAUAUAUAAAGGAAUUGCAACUAAGAUCAAUAAAAGUGAAGUUUUUGCCUGACACGUCUCAUACUCAGCCUGCGGACGAAUAUGAACUUCGUUUCAGUUUGCCUUCGUUUGCUAGUAUAUCAAAUAAAAUUUAUUGUAUAAUCCAAUAACACAAUAAUAGAUCAAGAAAUAAAAAGGAUGGGCCGCUCGUUGCUCAAACAAAUGAAUUGCCUAAAUUUGAAGAGAGAUAUCAAGGUGACUGGUUAUGCCGUCAAACUGAACACGCGUAAAUGAAAAGUUAACUAAAACUAGAAGGCCUCCACCCAGCUUAUCUUGCUAGGUGCAUUACCGAAUGUUGAAACUAUCUCGCGCAUCCAGCGGUACUCCUGGGUAAUUAUAAAACGUACAUAAUUUUGGUCAUGCUUGAAAUUAGCGACAGACC
Varroa destructor (honeybee mite) is the source of this 2069-nucleotide messenger RNA. RefSeq names its product 2,4-dienoyl-CoA reductase [(3E)-enoyl-CoA-producing], mitochondrial-like. Gene Ontology annotation, biological process: fatty acid beta-oxidation. The record is from RefSeq and is a predicted model, not a curated record. Gene Ontology annotation, cellular component: mitochondrion. Gene Ontology annotation, molecular function: 2,4-dienoyl-CoA reductase (NADPH) activity. NCBI's taxonomy places the organism in Eukaryota, Metazoa, Arthropoda, Arachnida, Mesostigmata, Varroidae.